CUGAUUUUACAAUCAUGUACAAUGUACAAGCCUCACAUGAGCAUAUCAGGUCUCAGAAUUAAAAAAAAUACUGCAUGAAACUGUUACUUAUGAUACUUUAGACGGUUGAUCAGCUUUAAGAAUGCAUUAUAGUUCAGUUAAAAAACGGCCUAUGAGCGUAAUUUAACAGGUUUUCUUUUGUAUUAACAGUAAAGCACUGUUUUUUAGCAAUAACAGGUUAAUACUGUUGAAAUCCUGCUGUAAAUUAACAGCAAUUGUUUACAUUAUAGGCCUGUAAAUCACCACAGGUUUGCACUGUGUUGCAACAUAUUUUGUUCUUAUUUCUUCUAUAUCUCAGCCUCGGUGUGAUGGAGCCCAAAAUAAAGAUGAAUGCUUUGUUUUUACUUGACUUAUUGAUAAGACUGCUAAAGAGACACGUGAUGUGCUAUACUUAAACCUAUUAUUCUACUUAAAAGGCCAAAUCCUGAUUGCAUAAUGUCAUAUUUGCCUGGAGGGAAGGAGAGAUGACCUUUCUUUACGCUCUCUGUAGAAUAGACUUUGAGUUUGCAUACAUAAAUUGUCCAGAAACAGCCAACCACUCUCAUUCAUGCCCUGUGAGAAAACAUCACCACAAGGAGGCAGAUCAUUAAUCAACUAAAUGAUCAUCAAGUCCCUUCAGAGAUAACAUUGUUUCUCUAUUCAUGAAGCACACAUUAACGGUGACCGGCUGCCACAUGUGUGUGGCAUAAGAGCAAACACUCAUGUUAUUUUCAGUCUGUGAAUAUUUAAACUCAACAAAGACAAAGUGACUGCAAGGAGUGAAGGUAUUCUCGGACAGGAGUGUGCUCACAAAUGAGGGUUAGGCUGGCACAAUAUAAGCACUGAGCUCAAGUGUUAGCAGACAUCUAAAGGGACAAGAUGGCACUAAGAACAGCUGCUCUCCUCUCUGUGGGCUUUAUUCUGCUACUGACAAGAGGAGCUCUCACAGACACAGGUCCGGAGACUCUUCCCAUCAGACUGUCUGUGGAGAACGACCAGUCCAACAUGACUCCUGAGUCUCAUUUCAGCUCUGUGGUGGAGGGAGGUGUGCUGCUGGGCGCUCUGAGGAGACUGCAGGAAACACAGCAGGACUUCAAGUUCACUGUGAAGGAGGACCCAGACUUCGGCCUGUUGCUGGAGAGUGUGAAUGGAGUAGCUGGAAACGAGCACCAGCGGACGUACUGGGAGAUCCUGUCAGAGAGCUCAGGAGAGUACAGCAGGCUGGAUGUGGGAAUCGGCUGCUACAAACCUAAAAGCAAUGAGCACAUCAUCCUCAGGUUCAGCACCUGGCCCCAGCAGUGAUGAGCGAGCUGAGGUGUUCAGCAGUAACUCUUCAGGAUCAGAUGUCAAAGAGAAUCAAAUUUGACUUUAUGUUUUUGGGCAUUUCUGGCUGUCUCUGGAUUAUCAAGUUCCUGUAAAGUGCAAAAUGUUGUGACCGGAUGAGUGAGAAUAAACUAAACAGCAACAUCUA
This is a messenger RNA of Sebastes umbrosus (honeycomb rockfish), 1489 nucleotides long. RefSeq names its product transcobalamin beta a (gene tcnba). Gene Ontology annotation, molecular function: cobalamin binding. The transcript is spliced from 4 exons. The record is from RefSeq and is a predicted model, not a curated record. Lineage: Eukaryota; Metazoa; Chordata; Actinopteri; Perciformes; Sebastidae. Gene Ontology annotation, biological process: cobalamin transport. The coding region runs from base 898 to 1320 and encodes 140 amino acids.